Messenger RNA from Staurois parvus, 366 nucleotides. The record is from the annotation of a GenBank genome assembly. NCBI's taxonomy places the organism in Eukaryota, Metazoa, Chordata, Amphibia, Anura, Ranidae.
AUGGCUGACCUCAUGUGGAGCACUGUGAAAGAGCCUCUGGACACAGCUUUGUGCUUUGAUAAAGAGAGCCUUGACUUGGCUUUCAAAUAUUUUAUGUCACCCACACUAACAAUGAGGCUUGCUGGCUUGAGUCAGAUAACGAAUCAACUUCAUACUUUUAAUGAUGUUUGCAACAAUGAGUCCUUGGUAUCUGAUACAGAGACAUCUAUAGCAAAGGAGCUUGCAGAUUGGCUCAUCAGCAAUAAUGUGGUGGAACAUAUUUUUGGACCAAACCUACACAUUGAGAUCAUCAAACAGUGCCAAGUUAUCCUAAACUUUCUUGCUGCAGAAGGCCGGCUGAGCACUCAGCACAUUGACUGUAUCUGG